This is a messenger RNA of Dictyostelium discoideum AX4, 336 nucleotides long. RefSeq lists its product as hypothetical. The coding region runs from base 1 to 336 and encodes 111 amino acids. The transcript is spliced from 2 exons. Lineage: Eukaryota; Evosea; Eumycetozoa; Dictyosteliales; Dictyosteliaceae. The record is from RefSeq and is a predicted model, not a curated record.
AUGAACAUCUUGGAGAAUGGAAAUUUUCGUCUAAUGGGAAAUAAAAAAUUCAGUAAGAGUAUUGAAACAAUACUUAGAACAACAUCUAAAGAUAAAACCCUUGAAACCUUUGAAAAAACUAUAAUAACAUCAUCGAAUUUUCAAAAACAAAACGAUACUGGUAUCGAUGAGAAAAUCCUUUCAUCUAAUGGUUUCGAAUCUUUAAAGAAUACUGGUAGAUCAACAGUUGAUGUUAAGAGGAAUCAACACCAACGAAUUUCUUGUAAUGAUUUGAUUUCAUUGGAAGGUAUGGGUCUCUCAUUGGACGAAUGUAAUGAUAUUAUAUUUUGUUUUUAA